AAGCUUUUAGUGAUAAGAGAAAUUAUUAGCCUGGUAGCUAAUACACAGAUUAUUCUCGUACGAUAUACCGGAAAGUAUAAAUGUUUCCUCUUUUCGGAUGAAAAACGCGAUGAGAACCAGCUCCUCUUCACCGCCGCUGCACGUGCAUGUGAAUGAAAGUACGCCUGUACAUGUGCAUGUAAAGAAGACCAUGAAGAACAGCCCUAAUAAACCCGCCCAGGUUAAGGCAAAAAGCUGCUUACGUCCCACUGCUAAAGUUAAGACAAGAGUCCCAUGGAUUCCUCCAGGCAAAGCUUCAACGCGCGAAACAUCGUACAAGUGGGAGGGUCCAAGCCAUUGCUUGGAAAUAAACCCCCUACCUGAGCCCGAGCCUUCACGCUCUGCUCUCCGUCUGGAAGACCUCUCCACAGAUGAGGAGGAAGCUCGGCAUGGACGCAUCAACCAAUAUGAGAGGAAGAUAGAUAGCCUGAUGACUGAGGUCAGCUCAUUAAAGAAUGAGGUGCAGCUGUGUAAGAAGGAGCAGCAGCUAGAGCGUCAGUCUGAGAGGCUAAGCGCCUCGCAGCGUGUCAUCGCUGAGCAGGAAGAGGAGCUGGCGGAGGUUGCCAAGGAGCUUGAAAUUACAGAGAGAGAGAACACGCUCCUCCGGGAGUCCAUGGAGAAAAUACUGGAGGAAAACAACUAUGGCAGGUUAGAGAGGGAGAACUUGCAACAGGAAAAGGAUGUGCUUCUUAGGAAGCUGGUUGAAGCAGAAUUUGACAGCACGGCAGCCGCCAAGCAGGUCCUGGCACUUCGAGACACAGUGAGCCACAUGUCAAGAGCUGAGAAGCGGAUGAUGGGCUCUGACUCUUCGUUGCUUGCCCGGCAAAAGGAUCUCCUCCUGCAGAAGUUGGAAACUUUUGAGAGAACAAACCGAACACUGCGGCGCCUCCUGAGGGAGCAGCACGAGCGCGAGAUGGAUUCGCUUCAAGUCCUGGAGCAGAAAGACUCUCUUCUGAAGAAGCUCACUGAAGUUGAGGCAGAAAACUCGCAUCUUCAGGUGAAGCUGCAGGAUAAAGCAAAAGAAGUCGCUGACCUCGUCUGCCUUUUAGAAAAUGAGAAGGAACAUGUGAAGACCACAAGCGAGCUGUCCAAGUCUCUGGAAUCAAACCGAGCUCAUCUGCAGGGCCAACUACGCAACAAGGAAGCCGAAAAUAACCGCCUUUCAGUUCAGAUCAAGAACCUAGAGCGAGCAGCUGGUCAACAGCAGGGAGAGCUGGAGCAUGUGCAGGCUCAGAUGCGUGAGCUGAAGCAGCGAGCUGAGGUGGAUAAAGAGGCGCUGAAGAAGGCCACACGGGCACUAAAACAGAGAGCAGAGCGCAGUGAGGACACUGCAGGACAGCUCAGUGCUCAGCUGACUGAAUUGGAAGCCCGGCUGGCAGAUGCUAUUUCAACCGCUGAAAACUGGAGCAGUCGGCACGCAAAAGAGCUGAAGGAGAAAGGCCAGCUGGAGGUGGAGAUCACAUUGUUGAACAGCCGGGUCACGGAUCUGACAGAACAGCUGCAUGUGCUUGAGGAGAAAACCAGAGCAGAGAGAGACGGACUUCUGGAUCGACUGCACAGUAUGACCACAGAGAGCACGACAGUUAGACUGGAAAACCAGAGCCUAAAGGCAACUCUGUCGGCACUGGAGGAAAAACUGUCUCUGUCCCGAUCUGAGGUGGAGCAGGUCAAAGCCUCAGUAAAGCAGUAUGAAAGCUUAGUGGACAGCUACAAGAUUCAGCUGCAGAAGACACGUGCCGAGGCAGAUGAGUACAGUUUGCAUGCGCAGCAGGCAGAGCGGGAGGCGCGGACUCUAAGGGAGGAGCUGGAUCAGGAGCUAGAUCAGGCCCGGAAGCAGCUCAUGGGCCGUCUAAACGAGCUGGAGCCACUACCUGAUACCCUGCGCCGCACUGAGUUCCAACUGCAGGAAGCACAUGAGAAAGAGCGUGUGCAAGAGAGGAGGAAUAAUGAGCUCACAGCAAGCCUUGCUGAGCUACGUGUUAAGGUGGAACAGCAGAGUGUUCAGAUGGAGAAAGCGCAGCAGAGGAACACCGGGCUUAUGGAGGAGAACAACCAGCUCAAGCAUAAAUUGGAGUCCCUUGACAGGAAGUUGGAGGAGGCUAGCUCUCAGAACGGAGAUCUUCUGCAAAUGAUAGCAAAGCGAGAGGAGACCAUCCUUCACAACCAGGUUCGUUUGGAAGAGAAGUCCCGCGAGUGCAACACUCUGAACCGGCAGCUAGAAGAGGCACUCGAGGACGCCAGACGGCAGGUGUCCAAUACGAGAGAGCGAGCUGCAUCCAAGGAGCGAGCCUCUCAAUCAAAAGUGAUUGAGCUGGAGACCCAACUGAGCCGAACCACUUCAGAGCUCAAUCAGUUGCGACGAGCGAAAGAUGAGGCGGAGAAGAGGUACCAGAGCCGUGUGCAGGACAUGAAGGACCGGCUUGAACAGUCGGACAGCACCAAUCGCAGCCUGCAGAAUUAUGUUCAAUUCCUCAAAGCAUCCUAUGCUAGCGUGUUCGGGGACACGACUCUAAGCAGCACUUCACUCCGAACGCACUCAGCCAUCUGACACCCUGUACACUUCACCCCAGGGCUGAGUUGAUGCGGAACACACAUAUACCAGUGUAUAUUUUCCACAGCAUAGUGUGAUGAGUUUACGUUCAUCAUCGUAUUUUGAUGUGGGUAAGAACCAAAGUAAGACUCGGCUCUUAUGAUACUUAUAAUUAUUUCUAAUUAUAUUUUUUUAUAGAUCUCCAUAUUAGAGCAUUAAAUGAGUGACCGUGUUCACUACUGGGUGUAGCAGCAGUGCUUAAGAAAUAAAUUUCCCAAACAUAACUGAUUUAAGUUUUAAGCAUAUUUAAAACAUCUGAUUUGUCGGGUGGUGAACCUAUUGUUCUAUUAUCCUGUACUGUAAAUUCAUAUAUGCAAUAAUUUGACUAUCCUUAUUUAAAACCCCAAGCUGACCGGACUAGUCUUUAUUCUGUUGCCUUGUGGUCACCUUCAGCCUCUGCCAAAACUAUAACCCCUUUCUGACAUGCAAUCCUUGUCAAUAAUCUGACAACAUCUGUAUACAUCGGCCUCGUCUGUAUGAGGAUCAUAGUCAAUUUUCCAUUCAAAAAAAUCUUACACGUAACAUUUACUAGUAACUAGUAACAUUUACAGAUCAUUGUUUGAACUGCCAAAAGUCACAAGAAGUUUAAUGAUAGUAUAACCAUGCUGUCCUGAUGUAGAACCAACGAUUAUGAUUAAAAAUAACUUUAAAGUAUGUGUAAAACUAAUAUUACACUGACACUGAGAUUUAAUCAUGAAUAACUGUUUAUGGCCCAGUGUUAGCUAAACUGACUGAAUUAAUCUAAACACUCUGAAUAAAGCCAUGAGGAGUUUUAACAUAAGUGACCUAUGUCUAAAUGACAGAAAGCCUUCAAUAGACAGAUGAUAUCUAUCCCAUGUCUGAAAGGGCUUAAGAAGUAAUGUCUACCCUGAAUGACUUACAUAUAAACAAACCAACAUCUAAACUGUUUUGUAAUAAAAUUUUUAAACUUCCAACAUUCAUUGAGAUGUUGGUCUAUUUUGAUUUUAAGUACCAGUUAUCUCUAUUACCCACAGUACCAUAGUAUGGUACAGGGGUUUAGCCUCUGCUUUAUGACUACCUAAAGUGAUUAAUGCAGCAGUUCUUUAGUGUAUCCAGCUCUUCCACUUCAUCUGUACAUUUUGCUCAAACCGAUCAGAUUUCAAAGUUGCUGUUGUCAGUGAAAUCACACUGUUAAUCUCAAACUAGCUGAUCUGUGGCUCUGACAUAAAGCUGCAUGACUGUGUUGUACGGGUGCAGUGUGUUGUAGCUGUCUCUGCUACUUAUAUGAUGGAUUUUUCAUUAGUCUGAUUGUGACUUGAAAAUGGUUAACCAGAAAAGAAGCACUUAUGGACUUUUCCCAUAAGCAUGGCAGAUGGCUGAUAUCGCAACAGAAAAAGCUUAAUCAUGAAAUUCUAAGUUCAAUAGCACAGCCAUCCAUGACAAGAAAGGAAAAUUGACCUGGCACAUUUUUGGUAAAAGGGAUUGCAUUUCUUUUUCCACUGUCACUAAACACUAGUUAACCUGUCUGUGAACUCUUUUAUAUGGAAGAUGGCAAGUAGUGUUGAUGUAUCUGGUUUCUCUGUGAUGUAGAAUGAGCAGCAGGUUGAUAAACUGUAUGUAGCUGUUAUGUAAAAAGGGGGGAGUUGACUGGGGAUUAAGAACUGGUAAAUAAGCAAGUUAGGGAGGAAAUAAAAUUGUUUUAAUUUUACCAACAACCAAAAUACCAACAAACCAAUCCAACCCAUUCACUAAACACGUUACAGAUAUUUUAAUAUAAACAUACUCAAUGUGUUUCAUAGCAGAGUUUGCCUUUAAUUAACUACAGUGGUUCUGUAGGGUUUAGACAAAAGAUCUCAUCAAUCGGUGCUACCAAUUUUAUAUUACACUGUGUGUGGAGUUCCUUGUGCACUUUUGUUGCUAUAAAAAGUAAUUAUUUAUCUGUCAUUAUAUCAGAUUACAUUAAUGGAUGCGUAUUUUCCAUACAUAUGAAAUGUUUACAUUUUUAUUGA
Molecule: messenger RNA, 4599 nt
Organism: Clarias gariepinus (North African catfish)
Lineage: Eukaryota; Metazoa; Chordata; Actinopteri; Siluriformes; Clariidae
Gene: odf2a
Product: outer dense fiber of sperm tails 2a
Exons: 19
Coding region: 98-2587 (829 amino acids)
Biological process (GO): regulation of cilium assembly
Cellular component (GO): centrosome
Source: RefSeq, a predicted model, not a curated record